Molecule: messenger RNA, 2578 nt
Organism: Spathaspora passalidarum NRRL Y-27907
Lineage: Eukaryota; Fungi; Ascomycota; Pichiomycetes; Serinales; Debaryomycetaceae
Exons: 1
Coding region: 49-1290 (413 amino acids)
Biological process (GO): nuclear-transcribed mRNA catabolic process; NAD-cap decapping
Cellular component (GO): cytosol; nucleus
Molecular function (GO): mRNA 5'-diphosphatase activity
Source: RefSeq, a predicted model, not a curated record
UACACCAGAUUUAACAACCAAGAAGACCAGAGCAUAAUAGUCCCCCACAUGAUUGAUAAGAUCAAAUUAUCAAUCUUUGAAAAGCUAAAUACAAAGUAUCUCAAUAGUCUAGAAGAACCGUCUUAUGAUGAUCACGAAGAUGCAUUCAUUUACAAUACGUUAUUAAAGGAUGCAAGUACUGAUAUAACUCCAGAGGAAUGGUUGCAUUUUUCCAAGGCUGAUACAGAGGAUGAACCUGCAUUUGACGACAUAUCCGGAUUAAAGAAACUAGCAAUUCAUAUUCCAGAUGGCACCAAGAAGAAACACACCAGGAAGAAGUUGAAGGAUCCUGAGUGCGAAUCUCAUUCCAUAAUUGGAUCAUGCAUGACUCUAGGAUUUGACAAUUACCAGCAUCCAAAACUUGCCGAUAUCUACCUGUUAAAAGACUUGUUUAAAUGUGUUGAGCACUUGGUGCAAGAAAAGAACCAUUCACUUCAAGACUUUAAAAUUCUCACAUUGAGAAGACACUUGCAUUUAUUAUUGAAAGUACCGAUACGGAAACAAUCAAUUCAGUUUCAUGUCAUAUAUUGGAAGGGACUCAUUAUCUUUGCCUAUGAUUGGGAACCUGAAGCUCAAUACAAGAAACAAAAUCCACCUAACGGUAUUGAACGUCUCCUCCAAUAUUCUGGAAUGAAUUUUGAGAAUAUUGUAUGUGGAGACGAUAGUGCAGAUUACAAACUGAGGUAUUAUUCUGUGGUUAACCACACUGUGAAUGGAGUACCGUUAUUAUACUGUGCUGAGAUUGACUGUGCUAUAAAGCUGGAACCAGGACUUUGUAAUUAUGUCGAGUUAAAGACCCAUUCUAAACUGGCUGAUGAUAAGAUUAAAACUGUGAAUAAAUUAAACAAGAAGUUACUCGAGGCGUAUUGCCAAAACAAGUUAGUUGGUUGUCAACAUCUUGUGAUGGGAUACCGAACAUUGGACUUUAAAUUAGCAUCCAUAAAGACAUUUAAAAUUGGUGAGGUUGCAAAUAUUGUCAAUAAUGACCCCAUAUUUCUUAAACAUGGGUGUGCCAUAAAUACCAAGGGGAUAUUUAGGUGGUAUCAGUUAGUGAUCCAAUGGCUAGUGUUUCAAGAGAAGAACCUUAAGAAUCAAGAUGAGGCAACUGUCUACCGGUUGUCAUUCGACAGAGAGGACGAAUUAAUGGAUUCGUACUUGAGCCUCACCAAAGUAGAUAAAGAAGAAUCUGCCAUGAUAUUCAAUCUGACAGUACCUGAGUGGUUCCAAACGUUUGUAAUUCUGCAAAAAUAAACAAUAUAUUAAUCUAUGUACAUGUAAAUGGUAAACCUAUUCUCUAAUGGAAGCUUCAAUAGCCAUUUUUCUGGAAUGAGCAUCGAAAUACUCCUUCAUCUGGUUUAUGCUUGUGUUACAAGGAUCGAUAGACAUGACGUGUUUGUCUUUGAAUGUGACUUUGAUUUGUUGUUCAUCUUGAGAAUUUGGUGCCAAAACUUUACAGUCUAUUUUGGCGGUAGUUGGGACUUGAGAAAGGAAAAUUCUGGCAUUUCUGGCACCUACUCCAAAGGCAUCGAAUUUGACCACCACAUUGGCGAAAUAUUUUGUGAUCAUUGCUGUGCUUGCUGUGCUUGCUGUGCCAAUUACUUCUAAGAAUAGGUAAAAGGUUGAUAGUCUCAAAAUUUUUUCCAAUUGUCUGCCGAGUAAAACUGAGCACUAACAAAAGUUUUUAGUUCCAUACAUUAUUUUCUAUAGCAUGCCUAAUUUUACACGUACCCUAUAUAAUACACAUUUACACCUAGUUGAUUUCCCUCAAUUCAGUAGAUUGAGUAUUUGGGGAUAAACCUGAGGUUGUUGCUAUUUCUGCACUUGGUGCAGUCUUCAUGGCUGAUUCCCUUCGCUUGUUCAUCACUUCAAUAUACUUGUUCUUCUUUCUUGCUUGUAAAUGACCCCAAGCAAAGUACGCUACGGGUAUAUAACUCAAUAAUGUAGCCUUGAGGGCAAUUUCAUGAAUCAGGUUCUCUUGCACAAACCCUAAACUCAAGAAAGUAAGAAUCAUUUCUGCGACAAGUGCCAUUGGGUAAAUCACAUAGAAGUUGUGAUAUUGGAGCCAAAACAAGAAGUGGGGCGAGCUCUUGGUCUUGAUCCUGAAUGCAUGAUAACUGUAAUGGAUAAAGUAUUGAACACACCAUGCGGAUAUCAAUAUGGAGUACGAAGUGUGUUUAGCGAUUUUAGGGUGGGGGAAUAUUACACCGUAGCAGAUCCAUGCCAUCUUCAAGUCAUUCAGCAAUGCCCAGAGAUUGGACAAGGAGAUCUUUUUGUUUAAUAGUGGUUUAACUAGUAGGAACCCAAUCAAUGGUAGGAGUGCCACUACUUGGAAGAAAUCCGCGAUCCCUCCAGGUAGGAACCUCCUGCCUACCAAUGGCAAUAAUAGUAAGAAUCUCAAUAGACAGCAGAACCAUAAUGUAGCAGCAGCUGAGUUGAAGAAGAAAACCACCUUUUGAUUGGUUGGGAGUGGAUAGAAUCUGUCCAUGUUGUAUUAGACGAUGUGUAAAGCAAGUGUAUGAUUUCACCCUCCUCGCGUGCU